Zeugodacus cucurbitae (melon fly) is the source of this 698-nucleotide messenger RNA. RefSeq lists its product as uncharacterized. The transcript is spliced from 3 exons. Gene Ontology annotation, cellular component: nucleus; proteasome core complex; proteasome core complex, alpha-subunit complex. The coding region runs from base 58 to 669 and encodes 203 amino acids. Lineage: Eukaryota; Metazoa; Arthropoda; Insecta; Diptera; Tephritidae. The record is from RefSeq and is a predicted model, not a curated record.
AGAUUAGCAGUUGUUUUGUUUUUGAGCAGCAAAUAAGAACAUAUUUUUAACAAUUUUAUGACAACUUUUUACUCUAAUCCCGAUACUCUUUUCACAGAAGAUGGUGAGCUCUCUCAAGUGGCCUAUGCACGGGAAGCGGUCACCACAGCUGAAACUGUGAUUGCAGUUUUGGAAAAUGACCAGAUCUCUCUAUGGGCGGAAAGAAAGGAGUUACCAUUGCUACGACCACAAAAUAGGAUAACACAAAUAGAUGACAAACAUAACAUAUUUAUAGCCUGUGCUGGGCUUCCGGCUGAUGCCCGUGUCAUAGUAGAUCGUGCCCGUCAGCAUUGCCAGAGCCACAAGUUGAAUACAGACGAAUCUUUGACCGUUGAAGGCAUUGCAAGGUUCCUCGCUCAAUAUAAACAAAGCUAUACACAACAAAACGGGUUCCGGCCAUUUGGUGUAUCCUCCCUCGUAUGCGGAUAUGAUGAUAAGCCUCACAUUUAUGAAAUCGAUCCCAGUGGAGAUUAUUGGGAAUUUAAAGCAAGGGCUAUCGGUCGUUUUAGCGAUAAACUUAAUGACGUGCUAGAUAAAAAUUACUCAAAUACUGACAUAUUCACGAAAAUAGAGCAGUAUUGUAAAAGAUUCAUAUGGGAAAAAAAAGAGAUUGUGUUAACGCUCGAUUGAGAAAAUAAAAAUAUAUUAGUAACCCACUA